This is a messenger RNA of Plasmodium adleri (nom. inval.), 1014 nucleotides long. RefSeq names its product conserved Plasmodium protein, unknown function. The record is from RefSeq and is a predicted model, not a curated record. Lineage: Eukaryota; Apicomplexa; Aconoidasida; Haemosporida; Plasmodiidae. The transcript has a single exon. Bases 1 to 1014 code for a protein of 337 amino acids.
AUGGAAGAAGGAAAGUGGUCGUAUAUAAUGGUGAGCGUUGUUUUUUACUUGUGUUAUUUUUUUUAUUUUUUAACUUAUAGUUAUGAAAUAAUAUUUUUGUUUCAAACAAAAAUUGAUUAUAUUGUAUUUUGUUUAUUGCUCAUCACUUCAUUAUUUUCUAUUUAUUUUUGUUCUAAAGGAUUAAAGUAUAUAUGUACUUUUCUUAUAGCAAUUAUAUCUUUUAUUGAAAUAUAUGAGUAUACAAAUAAUAGUCCAAAGGAUUUAUAUGAUGAAGAGUUCCUCAAAUUAUUUUUAUUGGUAAGAUUAUUCUCAGCUAUUAAUUUAGUUGUAUUCUUACAUCUACACAUAAAAAAUUUAAAAAUUAUAAAAAAUGAUAAAUUAAAUAAUGAUAAAUUAAAUGAUAAAGCAUCAACUGUUCAAUCUGUAGCUGUAUCAAAAAAUAUACAUCCCGAAAAAAAUAACAAUUAUUAUCAUAAUAAUAAUAAUAGUAAUAAUAAUAAUAAUAAUAAUAAUAAUAGUAAUAGUAAUAGUAAUAAUAACCCUUGCAAUAACUAUUAUAACAACCAAGAUAAUUACUUAAAAUCCAAUACAGUCACAUCUACACAUAAUAAUUUAUUCAAACAAGAUAUACCUCAGAUUCAUCAACAGACAGGAGUUAUAACAUCUAAAACAUUACCAUCAGAAAACAUAUAUGUUUUAAAACAUGUGUCUAUACCAAUCAUUGAAAAAGAAAUAAUAAAUAAACAAACGAACCUUCAAAAUGUAUAUGAAAUGCAAACAAAUGAUUCUUUUAAUCACUAUAAAAUUAAUCAUUCAUCUUCUAAAAAUAAUAUUAAUGAAAAUAAAAUAACAGAUCCUAUACAAACACAUAAUACUAAUCAGAAUAAUAAUACAUAUAUGAAUCAUAUUAUUCAAAAUAAUCAAGUCCCGCAUUACACAUAUGAACAUCCAACUGUUCUUCAUUAUUAUCCACGAAAUUUUCAAACAAAUAACAUGGGAAGUAAUAUCCAAUAA